This is a messenger RNA of Acanthisitta chloris (rifleman), 1357 nucleotides long. RefSeq names its product guanine nucleotide exchange factor DBS-like. Gene Ontology annotation, biological process: positive regulation of Rho protein signal transduction. The record is from RefSeq and is a predicted model, not a curated record. Gene Ontology annotation, molecular function: protein binding; guanyl-nucleotide exchange factor activity. NCBI's taxonomy places the organism in Eukaryota, Metazoa, Chordata, Aves, Passeriformes, Acanthisittidae. The annotation marks the transcript as partial. The transcript is spliced from 12 exons. Gene Ontology annotation, cellular component: extrinsic component of membrane; cytoplasm.
GAAAUGCUGAAGUACAGUAAGAACUGUGAAGGUGCUGAAGACCUCCAGGAAGCACUAACUUCUAUCCUGGGCAUUCUUAAAGCAGUCAAUGAUUCCAUGCACCAAAUAGCCAUCACUGGCUAUGAUGGAAACCUGAAUGAGCUGGGCAAGCUUUUAAUGCAGGGAUCCUUCAGUGUCUGGACUGAUCAUAAGAAAGGUCAUGCAAAGGUGAAAGAUUUGGCACGUUUCAAGCCAAUGCAGAGACACCUCUUCCUCCACGAGAAAGCAGUGCUGUUCUGCAAAAAGCGAGAAGAGAACGGAGAGGGAUAUGAGAAAGCACCUUCUUACAGCUACAAACACUCUCUAAAUAUGGCAGCAGUUGGAAUAACAGAAAACGUCAAAGGUGAUGCAAAAAAAUUUGAAAUCUGGUAUAAUGCAAGGGAAGAAGUUUACAUUAUCCAGGCACCAACCCCUGAAGUUAAAGCCACUUGGGUAAACGAAAUCAGAAAGGUGCUGACAAGCCAAUUGCAGGCAUGCAGAGAAGCAAGUCAGCAUAGGACACUAGAACAGACACAGAGUUUGCCUCUACCUCUCCCAGCAUCAUCUUGUACAAGUCCUUCACGGAACCACAUCAGAAAUACCAAAAAGACGGAGGAGAAAAAAGCUGAUCUCACCAGUCUAGAAGGUUACAGCACUCCAGUAGCACCAAAGUACCCUGAGAAAGGCAAAGCCAACAGUAGGUCUACCUCAGAAUGCUCUGUACUGUCAAAAAAGCGCUUUACACUGCAGAGCUUUACUAGCCUCAAAGGUCAGAAAGCUUCUCCUACCAGUCCUGACAAAAAACCUAAACGGCAUGAAGUAGUGAGUGACCCAACUCCUUUUGGUUUGAGAGGUUGGGCUAAACCAUCCCAUUCUCUGGAUGCAUCUGAAGAGAACGAUGGCUGGUCUAGCGCCGAGGAGCCGCUGAACUCAUCGGAUGCUGAGGAAGAAGGGGGAGGAGGGGGAGGCGAGAUGAAGCUGACUCCUGGUAAAUAUACAGUUGUGACUGAUUAUGAGAAAGGAGUUUCUGAAGAAUUUACAGUGAAAAGUGGAGAUCUAGUUCAACUGAUUCGUGAAGGGGAGGAUGGACUUUGGUAUGUAAAGAACCUGAGCAGUGGUAGAGAAGGCUGGAUCCCAGCAAACAGUCUGCUGAUGCUCAUAGGCAACUCAAAAUCAGCUCAAUCUUUAAGCAGCUCUGCCAAGGCUGACACACUGAAGUGCAUUUAUGAGAAUGGUGGCUGUGAACAGUACUGCACUGAUGAGCAGUUGAAAACACGACUGUGUUUCUGUGAUGAUGACUACACUUUAGCAAGUGAUGGUGUGUCCUGCAUCCCCCAAG